This is a messenger RNA of Setaria italica (foxtail millet), 795 nucleotides long. RefSeq names its product probable histone H2A.1. Bases 101 to 508 code for a protein of 135 amino acids. Gene Ontology annotation, molecular function: structural constituent of chromatin; DNA binding; protein heterodimerization activity. Gene Ontology annotation, cellular component: nucleosome. The record is from RefSeq and is a predicted model, not a curated record. The transcript is spliced from 2 exons. NCBI's taxonomy places the organism in Eukaryota, Viridiplantae, Streptophyta, Magnoliopsida, Poales, Poaceae.
UACCCGUCUCGCGACUCGCACCCAAGCCUCCCGCAUCCGUUUCCCCUCGCCCCUGCAUCGCGAAGCCGUUUCGUCGUCGUCGUCGUCGUCGGGUGGUGAGAUGGCGGGCCGUGGCAAGGCGAUCGGCGCGGGCGCGGCGAAGAAGGCGACGUCCAGGAGCUCCAAGGCCGGGCUCCAGUUCCCCGUCGGCAGGAUCGCCAGGUUCCUCAAGGCCGGCAAGUACGCCGAGAGGGUCGGCGCCGGCGCCCCCGUCUACCUCGCCGCCGUCCUCGAGUACCUCGCCGCUGAGGUCCUGGAGCUUGCAGGGAACGCUGCUCGCGACAACAAGAAGACCCGAAUCGUGCCUCGCCACAUCCAGCUGGCGGUCCGUAACGACGAGGAGCUGACGAAGCUACUCGGCGGUGCCACCAUCGCGAGCGGUGGUGUGAUGCCCAACAUCCACCAGCACUUGCUCCCCAAGAAGGCCGGCUCGUCCAAGGCCUCCAGCCACGACGACGACGACAACUGAGUCGGCCUGCUCCCAGCCGGGAUCCGACCGCCUAUGGUUGCUGAUUUCGUAGGAGUAGCAGUUUGGUGUCUUGGUGAUACCUGGGGAGGCCUCGAUGUGGUUGGCAGGGGAAGUAGGCGAUGAUUUCGAUAGGUUCUUGGGUUGGUUUGUUAGGUUCUUUGAAUGGGAUGUGAAUACGGCUAAGUUUUUGGGUUGUGAAACUCAGGGAUGUAAGCCAGAUAAUGAUGUUUUAAUCGUUGAAGAAGAAAUGGGAAGAAGUUGAAACUUUUGAGCACGUUUGAUGUUUA